CUGGCACAGCGGCGCCCACACUGCGCCGCGCGCCCGCUCCGCCGCUGCUCCCGUGCGUCCGGCCGGCCCCCGCGCGCCCUGCCUGGCCAUGGCUGCGGCCUCUCCCCCGCCCAGGCCCGAGAAGAAGCGCUGGGGUUGGGGCCGCCUGCCGGGCGCCCGGCGGGGCAGCGCGGGCCUGCCCAAGAAGUGCCCCUUCUCUCUGGAGCUGGCCGAGGGCGGCCCCGCGGGCGGCGCCCUCUAUGCGCCUAUCGCGCCGCCCGGCGGCCCGGGACCCGCGCCCCCCGCGCCGCCCGCCACGCCGCUCGCCGCCGCCGACCUUAGUCCGCGGCCGCCUGUGAGCCUCGACCCGCGCGUCUCCAUCUACAGCGCGCGCCGCCCGCUGCUCGCGCGCACCCACAUCCAGGGACGCGUCUACAACUUCCUCGAGCGCCCUACAGGCUGGAAGUGCUUCGUCUACCACUUCGCAGUCUUCCUCAUCGUCCUGGUCUGCCUCAUCUUCAGUGUGCUGUCCACCAUCGAGCAGUAUGUCACUCUGGCCACAGGGACCCUCUUCUGGAUGGAGAUCGUCCUGGUGGUGUUCUUUGGGACGGAGUACGUGGUCCGCCUCUGGUCAGCAGGCUGCCGCAGCAAGUACGUGGGCAUCUGGGGGCGGCUGCGCUUUGCCCGGAAGCCCAUUUCCAUCAUUGACCUCAUUGUGGUGGUGGCCUCCAUGGUUGUCCUCUGCGUGGGCUCCAAAGGGCAGGUGUUUGCCACCUCGGCCAUCAGGGGCAUCCGCUUUCUCCAGAUCCUGAGGAUGCUGCAUGUGGACCGCCAGGGAGGCACGUGGAGGCUGCUUGGCUCUGUGGUCUUCAUCCACCGCCAGGAGCUGAUCACUACCUUAUACAUCGGCUUCCUGGGCCUCAUCUUCUCCUCCUACUUCGUGUACCUGGCUGAGAAGGACGCCGUGAACGAGUCAGGCCGGGUCGAGUUCGGCAGCUACGCGGAUGCCCUGUGGUGGGGGGUGGUCACGGUCACCACCAUUGGCUACGGGGACAAGGUGCCCCAGACGUGGGUCGGGAAGACAAUCGCCUCCUGCUUCUCCGUCUUCGCCAUCUCCUUCUUCGCGCUCCCUGCGGGGAUCCUCGGCUCCGGCUUUGCCCUAAAGGUCCAGCAGAAGCAACGGCAAAAACACUUCAACAGGCAGAUCCCGGCAGCAGCGUCGCUCAUCCAGACAGCAUGGAGGUGCUAUGCAGCUGAGAACCCUGAGUCCUCCACCUGGAAGAUCUAUGUUCGCAAGCCCUCACGGAGCCACCCUCUGCUAUCUCCCAGCCCCAAGCCCAAGAAGUCUGCCAUGGUAAAGAAAAAAAAGUUCAAACUGGACAAGGACAAUGGGGUGGGUCCCGGAGAGAAGAUGCUCACAGUACCCCACAUCACGUGCGAACCCGUCGCAGAGGAGCGGAGGCCAGACCAUUUCUCUGUGGACGGCUGUGACAGUUCUGUGAAGAAGAGCUCCAUGCUGCUGGAAGUGAGCCCAGCCCACUUCAUGAGAACCAACAGCUUUGCUGAGGACUUGGACCUGGAAGGGGAGAUGCUGCUGGCCCCCAUCACACACGUGUCACAGCUGCGGGAGCACCAUCGGGCCACCAUCAAGGUCAUUCGGCGCAUGCAGUACUUUGUGGCCAAGAAGAGAUUCCAGCAAGCACGGAAGCCCUACGACGUGCGGGACGUCAUCGAACAAUACUCCCAGGGCCACCUCAACCUCAUGGUGCGCAUCAAAGAGCUGCAGAGAAGGCUGGACCAGUCCAUCGGGAAGCCCUCCCUCUUCAUCUCUGCUUCAGAGAAGAGCAAGGACCGAGGUAACAACAGCAUCGGUGCCCGCCUGAACCGGGUGGAAGACAAGGUGACACAGCUGGACCAGAGGCUGGUGCUCAUCACAGACAUGCUUCACCAGUUGCUCUCCUUGCACCAGGGCGGCCCCCCGGGUGGCCACCCCCCCAGUGGGGUCGGGGCCCAAGUGGCCCAGCCCUGCGGCGGCAGCUCCAUCGGCCCUGAGCUCUUCCUGCCCAGCAGUGCCCUGCCCACCUACGAACAGCUGACCGUGCCCCGAAGGGGCCCCGACGAGGGAUCCUGAUGGGGGCGUGGGGCCCAGAGCCUGAGUGGCGAAGCCGGAGAAGCCCAGCCCCUGGGCCGACACCACCGCCCACUGGGCAGGGGUAACCCCUGGGCCACCGGCCACCUGCUUGGAGGCCCAAGACAGCAGCCCCACUCUUCCAGGCCCAGACAUUCUGGGGGCCAUGCUGCCCACGAGUCUAGGCAUGGGCUCUGCGCAGGGCGCCUCUCCCCGGCCAGUGGGUACCAGAAUUUGGCUGGUGUGGGGUCCCCCUCAGCUCUGAGACUGUGAGACCCCACAUCACUUGCAUGGUGAUCGGGACACAGUGACAGGGGAUCAGGCUAGCCCUGCCAAGGGCUGGGCUUCCCAAGCACUCGGUCAGUCCCAAGUAUGGCCGGCAAGUCACACAGGUGCAUGUCAGCCCACCCUGGUAGCCCCCAGGGGGCUUCCUGAGGGGAGACAGACAGGCAGCCUCAACAGGGUCUGCUGAUACCCCUCCCUCAGCCUCCAGUUGAGGCCCCAGGUGGACCUAGGAGAGAGGCAGGCAGGGCAGGGCAGGCCCAGCCCAUGCCAAAGAAGGGAGGCCGCGAUCAAGGCCCACGCAGAGGGCCCAGGCCUGGGCCUUGCUCGCUGCCUCUCCAGACGCUGACUCAGUGAGGCCACUGCUUCUAGCAGGAGGGACAGGCCCACCACUGUCCCCAGAGUGCUCCACUAGGGGUAGACAGGGAGGCCCACCUUGGUCUGGCAGCUUCUCCUACCCAUUCUGGAGAGAAGAGGAGGCCCCCAAUCCUGCCCUGCGUGCGGCCCCUGCCUCCAGCCUCCUGCCCCAGUCCGAGCAGCUGGACAGCCACACAGCUGUCACCUCCCCUGGCCAGCUGCUGAGCCGUGGGGGAGCAUAAGGUCACAGUCCCUACACAGGACAGAGGCCCCUCCUGAGCGUUACAGAUCAUGGAAAUCAGAAUACUUUGUGUUGAUCUGGAAUCUGUGCUUUAACGAGUUUCACAGUGUGAUUUUGGCCCGCAGUCGUGCUGGCUUCCCUAAUAAAUGUGGGGUCACGGG
Molecule: messenger RNA, 3148 nt
Organism: Manis pentadactyla (Chinese pangolin)
Lineage: Eukaryota; Metazoa; Chordata; Mammalia; Pholidota; Manidae
Gene: KCNQ1
Product: potassium voltage-gated channel subfamily Q member 1
Exons: 16
Coding region: 89-2110 (673 amino acids)
Biological process (GO): transmembrane transport; potassium ion transport
Cellular component (GO): membrane; voltage-gated potassium channel complex
Molecular function (GO): voltage-gated potassium channel activity
Source: RefSeq, a predicted model, not a curated record